Molecule: messenger RNA, 3402 nt
Organism: Closterium sp. Yama58-4
Lineage: Eukaryota; Viridiplantae; Streptophyta; Zygnematophyceae; Desmidiales; Closteriaceae
Source: the annotation of a GenBank genome assembly
AUGGUACACUACGUCGACGUGAACCUCCCCUGGAACCACUCCCUCUGCGCCUGCUGCCUCUCGCGCAUCCUCCACCCCGCCCCCCCCAUCACCUACCAAACCUCCACCCUUAACGCCCUCCGCCUGCACCUGCAGCAGCCAGUGAGUGAGAAAAUCAACCCGUGCCCAGCCAGCCACAACCAGCCGUCCCAGGCCAUCCUUGCGUAUUCCGCCACCGUUAGAGUGCCGAGUGCCUGGAGUAUGACUGGUCCAGGUGUGGGGCGCGGGGGAAGCAGCCGCACUGCGAUAGCCUCUGCUGCUGCUCGUGGGGGUGGUGGCGGCGGUGGCGGGGGAAUUUCCAGGUUUGACGUUCCCUCAGGGCCUCCUGCCGUGCAGUUCAAGUGGAAGGCGGAUUUCGCGCCCAUGCCUGCAGCCGAGGGGAUGUUCCUCGAGUGGAUGGCAGAGCCACGUGUCGGACUGCUGUGGGACCUGGAUGUGGUCAGAUGCCAGCUGGCACAAGCAGACAUCAUGGGGAUUCGCGAUCUGGCGGAUGCAAGUGGUGCUGCUACAACCAACGCCGCUGGCGCUACAGCCGCUACAGCACCCAAGCACUUCUGGUGGUGCUGCUGGCAGUGCAGAGCGUGUUGGGCCGCCUACCGCCGCUGCCUCGCGAUGGUGGUCUUCCUCGUGCUUAUAGCGAGGUUUUCCCGUGCAGUCACACUCUGGCGCCUUCACAUGAGGUCCUGCUACAAUGUCUUCCCUGCCCUGGCGAAUCUGCUGAACGCGGGGAGGCAGAUUGAAGGGUUGGGGGGCAGGCAGGCGGAGCGGCAGGCGAGUAGGCAGGCGGGGAAGGGGGGAGGGAAGGGGAGUGGAAAUGCGGAGGAGGAUUGCUUUGGGUCGAUUCUGAUGCAGGUGCUUGGAGUGAAAGGGAAGAAAGAACUGGAAUCGGGGUUUGCUGCUCAUGUGCUGCCGCUGCUGCCCGGGGGAAGACGGGCGCAUGGGGGGAUGAGGGCGAGGCUGCCCCGUAUAGUCACACUCUGGCGCCUGCACAUAAAAUCCUUCAACGUCGCCUUUCCAGCCCUGGCGAAUCAGCUGAACGCGCGGAGGCAGAUCGGGGGGGUGGGGGGCAGGCAGGCGGAACGGCAGGCGAGUAGGCAGGCGGGGAAGGGGGGAGGGAGGCAGGUGGGUGGGGAAGCGGAGGAGGAUUGCUUUGGAUCGAUUCUGGUGCAGGUGCUUGGAGUGAAAGGGAAGAAGGAACUAGAAUCGGGGUUUGCUGCUCAUGUGCUGCCGCUGCUGCCGGGGGGAAGAAGGGCGCAUGGAGGGAUGAGAGGGGGACCGGGGAGAGGAGGGGGAGUAGGCGGAGGAGUUGGUUGGGAAGGAGAGGAAGAGAAGUGGAGGGAGGGGUUGAGAGGGGUGGAGUGGGAUGAGUAUGUGGAGCGGAUGGAGGAGAUUAUCUCCCAUGGAGGGCUGGAGGCUGAGCAGUACAGGUGCAGCUGCAGGCAGUGCGGAGGAGACAGCGAGGAUGCAGGGGGGAGUGGGGAUGGUGCUGCUGGUAAUGGUGGUGGUACUGCGAGUGGCAUGGUCAUAACUGGCGUUGACCCGACUGACUUUGCUCUCCGGGCUGCGUUCACACUCUGUAUGCCGCGCUUUGCCAUCUACGGCGUUAUGGCGUUUACCGGGGCAUGCAAUAACAGGUACAAGGAUCACGUGGAGGACGCUGCUGUGGAGGCAGCCAGGCAGCGGCUGGCGGAGAGGCUCGCAGAGAGGGCAGAGAGAGCAGAGGAGUCUGGAAAGGGGAGUGUGGUGGGGGGAGGAAAAGAUGUCAGCGGUGAGAAAAAAGCGGACGAUCUCGAUUCAGAGAAGCUAGCAGCAGCAGCAGCAGCAGCAGCAGGAGGGGCAGCAGCAGCAGCAGUUUCUUCCCCUUCUCCCUGUCCUGCUCCACCUCCCCGUGCUGCUGCCACCAGUGCAGCAAGCAGUGCUGCCCGCCUCGUGCCAGUCAUCAGUGACCCAGCAGUGGCACUCUUCACCCUGCUGGUCAGGUUCGGCGCCAUCCCCAAGCCAGUGGGCGCGGAAAACGGUUUGGCGGGUUGUGGAGGAGGAAUUCAGGGGUGGGAGGAGUUUCCAGUGGGUGACAGAGAGGUCCUGAAGGCGCAUGGCAGUGGCAGUGCCCUGGGAGGCACAGAAGGGAUAGGAGGGACAGGCAGUUUCCGGGACUCUGUGUUCGACCGGGAGGAGAUGUUGAAAGAGUUCAAUGUGGGGGCAGCACAGGGGCGGCAGGAGAAUGGGGCAGUGAGAACCGCUGCCAUCACAAGCGCAGCAGAGGGCCUGCAGGAGUAUCGAGCUGCCAAGGCUCUGAGUGACAGCAGCACGGUCACUCCCGCGUUCCCAACCCUUGCGGACCGCGUCGAGGAGUUUCUGAGAAGGUUCUCGCCAAAGCGGCUGGCAAAGGAGGGGCGCGGCGGGCCGCUGGCACGAGCGAUCAGCGACUGGCCCAUGCUGAGAUCCCCCCAGGAGGUGGAUGCGUUUGUGGAGUUCAUGACGGCCAUGACCACCCUCACGCCCGCCUGCAACCACUGCGUGCAUUGCCUCAACGUGUUCAACCAGGCUGUCACCCCCGCCGCCAUUGUUGCCUCGUUUGCUUUCCGCCCAUCCUCGGUGCUCCUGCGCUGCUUCCUCUCGGUCUAUUGCCGUCAUGCCUCUCAGAGGAGGGAGCUUAUAGACACGCUCGGGAUCCCCCCCUUGCCGGACCUGCUCCCGGACCGCCUCGUGGCUCCUCUUCUCGAAGGCGUGGUGGAGCACAAGCGACUGCACUUCCUCUACACCGCAGCCAUGCUUCUCUACUGGCUCAACGGCGAAAUGCAGAUCAUGGAAAUGUCCAAACCAGAUGGAGCGCGGAGGACGGAAGAUGAGCUCAGGCAGUUGGAGGGGAGCGGGUGGGAGGGGAAGGAGGAGUGGCUCAUCUGGGAGGAGGUAGACACGUGGCGGAACGCGUUGUUCCGAUCGUGGCCUCUUUUUGAGCUUUCACGUGAGGCGGCGCUUAGCUGGGCGUGGACUGGGGAGGAGGAGAGGGCGAGGGACUGGUGUGUGGAGAUCAGGCAGAAGGAGAGGGGGUGUGAGAAGAUUAGUAGGUGGAAGGAGGGGAUUCUGGUGGAGAAAAUGCUUGCUGCUGCUGGUGGUGGUUCUGCUGCUGCUGGGGGUGAAAGUGAGGUGGUAGGCGGGCUGAAGAUCGCGCCUGCAUACCUGGUGCCGUGGGUGGGGGGAGUGAACCCGUUUGCAUGCCUGCGGGAGAUGCUGCUGGGGGAGACGUGCUACUGGGAGCUCUCAAAUGGGCGGAGGGUCGGGCUCGGGUGCGACCUGCCAGAAGGCCCACUGGAGAGUGCACAAGCUGCAGUGCCAGCCCAAGUGAUUGCCAGGCUGCCAUAA